Molecule: messenger RNA, 2301 nt
Organism: Exophiala mesophila
Lineage: Eukaryota; Fungi; Ascomycota; Eurotiomycetes; Chaetothyriales; Herpotrichiellaceae
Product: gamma-glutamyltransferase
Exons: 4
Coding region: 164-2026 (620 amino acids)
Source: RefSeq, a predicted model, not a curated record
GUCUCAUUUAAAUCUUUCGAGAGUCUUUGUUCAUUUUUAUCUUCUUAAGCUGAUUCUGAUCCCGAUUCAUAGACCUCAAGAAAUUUUCAACCGUCUCGAGAAGAAUCUGCCGUCCUGAACUUCUUCUACCCUGCUCCUCAUUUACUCCGACCAAAAUAUCACAAUGGGAUCGACCGAGAAGAAUUUCCGGGCAGAGGCCGUCUAUCCCAUUGGGGACCCGCCAUUUGUGCAAUUCCCCAGCCGGAGGAGCGUUGUCCAUAGCACCAAAGGCAUGGUUGCUUGUACUCAACCAUUGGCAGCGGAAGCUGGUCAGAGGAUUCUGAAGAUGGGUGGUAAUGCUGCCGAUGCUGCCGUAGCGACAGCUGCUGCCCUCAACGUCACCGAACCUGCCUCAACGGGAAUUGGAGGAGACAUGUUUUGCUUGUGGUUCGACGCAAAGACCAAGAAAGUUCACGCCCUUAACGGCUCUGGUCGAAGUGCCAAAAACACCACUUUGGAACAAGUCCGGAAAGAACUAGGUCUCGCUCCUGGUGCACGUGCAAAGAUUCCACCUCAGAGCGCACUCGCCGUCACAGUACCGGGUGCUGCUGCUGGAUGGGUGGAUACCGUGGAGAGAUUUGGAAGUGGAAAACUGACUUUGGAACAAAUCCUCACGCCGGCCAUCGAGCUCGCUGAGGAAGGGUUCCCCGUCAGUGAAUUCUCUGCCGCAUUUUGGAAAGACUCGGAACAAGAUCUGAAGAACGCUUCUCCGAAUUUCCGAGAGAUCCUGAAAAAAGAUAAGCAAGCCGAGUUCUUUGUCCGAGCACCAAGAGCAGGAGAGAUCCUUCGGAAUCCCAAUCUUGCAAAAACGUUUCGAACUCUGGCGGCAGAAGGUAAAAAGGGAUUUUACUCGGGCAGAAUUGCCCAGUCCAUAGUGGACGUCCUCAAACAGACUGGCGGACACAUUGAACUCUCAGAUCUAGAAGCCCAUCUAAAUCAAGCGGUCGAGGAACCCAUACCAAUCUCCCACAAGUUUCGAGGACAGAAUGUUCGAAAGACGGCCACGCAGCGAGUGACCAACGGCACCUCAGAUAGUCAUUUUGUCGAGCUUUGGGAACACCCUCCAAACGGACAGGGCAUCGUUGCGCUGAUUGCCCUAGGCAUCCUUGAGGAACUUGAACGCACGCAACAAAUUCAAACCUUUGCCAUCGACGACCAUAAUAGCCCGCUGUAUCUGCAUGCAGUCAUCGAAGCAUUACAAAUUGCUUUUGCUGACGCUGCAUGGUGGGUUACCGACCCAGAGCACAGCCCCCACGAGCCCGAAGCAUUACUCUCCAAAGAGUAUCUGGCAGAACGAGCCAAGUUGUUCAACAAAGAAAAGGCCGGCAACCAUAUCCGAGGUCAGCCAGGACCUAGCCCAGCUCAGAAUCACAGUGACACUGUCUACUUUGCCGUUGCGGACCAGGAAGGCAAUGGGAUGAGCUUCAUCAACUCUAAUUAUGAAGGGUUUGGAUCAUGCAUCAUCCCACAGGGGACAGGCUUCGUGCUGCAGAAUCGAGGGUCCAACUUUGAGCUAGGACCGGAAGACCACCCCAACCUCUACAAAGGAGGCAAACGACCGUAUCAUACCAUCAUCCCCGGCAUGAUCACACAUGGAGAUGGAGCGGAACGACAACUUCAUUCAGUGUAUGGAGUCAUGGGAGGUUUCAUGCAACCGCAGGGCCACGUUCAAGUACUUUUGAAUAUGGAAGUGUUUGGCAUGAAUCCUCAACAAGCUCUAGAUGCGCCGAGAUUUUGCAUUGGAGCAGGUGCACCGGCUGGACAAGCUCCCAAGGCAGGAACAGUUUUCAUUGAAGAAGGAAUUGACGAAAAUGUGGUCAAGGUGCUCAAGCAGAUGGGACAUGACAUUGAGGUUCUAAAAGGUUGGUCCAGAGGCAAAUUUGGUCGGGGGCAAAUUGUCAGAAGACAUGUCGAUGAAGAAACAGGGAUCCCAGUAUACAGUGGCGGUAGUGAUAUGAGAGGUGACGGAUGCGCUAUCCCGGGAUAGACUAGAUGAAUCACUGGUUGAUCCACCUUUGUCAUGUUGAUUUGGCCUGCUUCCACGUCAUCCCCAUACAAAGGCCGAUGUUACAUACAUCAGUCUCGAGCUGGCACAGAACCAACGCAUUUGAUCAAGAGAUUUCUUCAGCCGUGUUGGUGGAUUCUAAGAGGAGUUCCUACCAUUUCCAACAAUUUCAAUUCAUGGGAAAUGUGUUUCCUCUUCUUUCCAUGGGAUAGCCCUGCUGCCCGCAAUAAUGGAUAGAUAUGUAGAUGUGAUGGUAC